This is a messenger RNA of Chelmon rostratus (copperband butterflyfish), 3086 nucleotides long. RefSeq lists its product as uncharacterized. The transcript has 2 exons. Bases 349 to 1707 code for a protein of 452 amino acids. Gene Ontology annotation, cellular component: nucleus. Gene Ontology annotation, molecular function: DNA binding. Lineage: Eukaryota; Metazoa; Chordata; Actinopteri; Chaetodontiformes; Chaetodontidae. The record is from RefSeq and is a predicted model, not a curated record.
AUGUAGCGGUUUCAUGCUAGUUGGCAGGGAAGUGUGUGGUUCUGGUAUAAUGCUACCGCGUAAUUUCAGUUAACUGUAACCGACAGACAUGUAGCGGCGACUGUAAAGGAAAAAUUGGCACUUACUUUGUGUUACAAACGGUAUAAAGCACACGGCAUAGUAACUGUGAUGGUAGUUUUCAAACAGUAAUGUUAACGUUACGGUGCGAGGCGUCAAAAGCAACACAGGACGAGUUGUAUGUCCCCCGCUAAACAUUUUUACGACGGCACCUCAAGAUCAGUGAGCCCGUUGGCUUUAUAACUGGUUUCCCAACGCACAAGGAGAGCUUUGACUGGGACAGAAGAAAAAAUGCCAUCAAGAAACCAUCUUGACAAAAUCGGGAGGAAGAAGAAAAAGAAAUGGACAGAGGAGGCCAUGGAACGUGCACUGAUCGAGGUGAAGUCGGGGAGGUGUACGGUGAGACAGGCUGCCAAGGAGUUUGGAGUCCCUAAAUCUUCACUGGGGGACAGAGUCAGUGGCCGUGUGGCGCCAGGGAGCCGAAGCGGGCCAGCUCAACUUAUAACAUCCGCCGACGAGGAGCUGUUGGUGGAGUUCUCUUUAUACAUUUCCAAGCACGGAUUUCCACUGACCAAGCAACAGCUGGUGUCCUUCGCCUCAUCCAUUUAUAAGCGGCAGCAUCGGAGGGUGGCGUUUUCUAAACUAGGCCAGACCUGGUGGCUCAAUUUUAGAAAACGUCAGGAAAAGAAUAUUAACAUUCAGCCAGCAGACAAUGUUGUCCGUGGGAGGACGGUGUGUGUGAGGAAGGAAGCCGUGGAUCAGUUUUUUCAUUUACUCAGCACUGUCAUGGACGCUCAUGGGCUGAGAGACAAGCCUCACCAAAUCUUCAACUGCAAUGAGACGGGCUUUCAGCUGGGCAGGAAGCGGGUGAUUCUCCCCAAAUCUGUCAGUCUGGGCUACAAGCCAGCGCCAGGCUUGAGAGACCACAUCUCUGUCCUGGCUUGCUUUAGCGCAGCUGGAGAGGACAUUCCCCCAUUUAUUAUCUACUCAAAGGCCUAUCCAGGGGGUGUAUGUUACAAGACACAAGGGCCUCCAAAUGCCCUCUACGGGUGGUCAGACUCGGGUUGUAUCAACUCUGACCUUUUCAAGAAAUGGUUCCUCAAACACUUCCUCCUGCACGCACCCAAGGUGCGUCCUCUGCUGCUGAUUUUUGAUGGCCACAAGUCUCCUGUGAACCUUGAGGUGGUGGAAGCGGCUCGCAAGGAGGACGUCAUCCUUCUCUGCCUUCCGCCUCACUGCUCUCAUGUCCUGCAGCCACUGGAUGCGGGACUCUUUGUCCUCCUGAAGCAGCGUUUCGCGGCACUCUUAGGUGAUGGUUGUGCCACUGAUACUCACGUUGCAGUCAGCAAGAAAGAGUUCUCAGGUGUAUUUAAAGGGACGUAUCAGGUAGUGAAGGAGGAGGAGGGUGUCAGGACUGUGAAGGAAGGCUUUAGGAAAUGUGGUAUGUACCCCGUGAACCACUUCGCCAUCAGCGAGGGUCAUUUAAUGCCAAUGCACGGCAUGGGCCCAGCAGCUGGGCCCUCCUUGUCUACGUCAGCACAGGCGGUGCAGACUGUAGGAGACCUCACAGCUGCUGGAAACUCCUCCAAACUCAUUACUACGCAGUCAGCCGUCAGUACCUUUGAGGAAAGAGGUUGCCUGCAUAACUAAACAAAACCUGAAUGAACACUCCCGUUCGAGUAUCCACCUCCCCGCGCCUCCCUGCAGAGAUCCCUGUCAGCUCCCCUGAGGAAAGGGGUGUGUUGAUAUGAAAUACUUGAACGUUGUGCUCCAAUUUAGAGUCAAGUGAAAAUGCUUGAAUGCUGUAUGACGGCGGUUCCCAAUCUGGUGGUGUUUAAAGAAAAAUAUAUACAGUAUUUCUAUUUUCUGUAGUCUGUAAGAUUUCUCUAUUUAUUGCAUUUUCCCUGCGAAAUACCGGAUACUCUCACCACUUCAGACCUCUAAAAAACUUUAAAACAAAACAGGCCGAGGCAGGAAAGACACUUUUUGGUUGAAGAUCAUGUCAUUAAGGCCGUAACCUGUGAGGAGUAGUCACAAGUAGAAGAUGCUUCAUUUUACAGGACCACAAGCCAAAACAGAUUGAGGACUACUGCUGUGACUUAAGCUCUCUCAUUUUGUCUUGUGGGUGAUAGAUCCGCCAGCUAGCAAAGCAACACCAAGCAACAAGAAUACAGAAAAACUUGUGCUUGAUUUGUAUUUUAGUUGAUCCUUGACAGAAAGCAGUAGGCUGUUCUACAAAGUGUGUGCAUUGUUCUGGACUGAUCAAACAAGUUGUUCACUAGUUUAAUGUGUAUUCAUUCAGCUAGCAUGUUAACAGAUUUACCUCAUUGCUCUCAACGUGCUUACAAAGACGAAAGGACAGAUUUAAAACUUAGCCACAUUGUUCUCCAUAAUCACAGGAACUAUUACAUUGUGAAAAUGUAGUUAGAAGUCGCGGUCUGGCAAGAUUUAAUAUGUUCCAGUAUCCAUGCAGAAGAUUUUCAACAGAAGAUCUACCCAUCGGUAGAGGGAUAAACAGUGAUUGUCUUUAAUAUAGAUAGAAGGGAAACACACUGAGUAUUCUGAAUGUAUUUGCCCUUUUCCUAUUCACACAGAAAAAUGGACCCUACAAGACCAUCUCAGGGGAAACAAACAGAAUAAACGUAUUUUUGAAAUAUUUCUGUAGCAUGAAUGUGUCCAUAAGCUUAAUAAUUUACUAAAGGUAUGUUUGUGCGUGCGUGCGUGCAUGCGUCUUGCGUGCGUGUUAAAGUCAGGUGAUGUAAUAUCAGUGCAAUAGAUACAAGUGGCAGUGAUACACAGGCAGGGAACACUACUGCAUGUAUUAAUCAUCAUUACUGUGUAAAUAGUUAAUGAGUGUUUACAUCUUUACAGUCUAUUAAAACAAAGUACACAACUGAAUAUGGCUUUAUUUCUAAUCACUGAAUGCCAUUUUACAGAAAAUGAAUAUGUCUAUGCUCAGCAAAACAAUGAGAUUACUAUUUAACACACAUUAUUAAUAAACAUUGAUGGCUGAUAAAAUAUUUGUAGAG